AUGGAUCUGGUGGUGGGUGCUUCGGAGUCCACCGUGAAGUCUCUGCUGGGCAAGCUAGGCAGCCUUCUCGCCCAGGAGUACACCCUCAUCCGUGGCGUCGCCGGCAACCUGCAGUACAUCAACGACGAGCUGACCACCAUGCAGUACUUCCUCCGCGACCUCGGCGAGGCCGGGGACGGCCGGGGCCGCGGGCACGACCACCAGAUGAAGGACUGGAUGAAGCAGAUCCGCGACCUCACCUACGACAUCGAGGACUCGGGCCACCGCAUCCGCGGCCUGCCGAGCGACAUGUGCUGCUACUUCCUCGUCAACAGCGUCUACGAGCUGAGGUACAGCGUGGACAACCCCAAGAGCAUCGGUGACGGCAUCGGCGGAACGGGUGGUGGAGCCGCGGCGGCUGGUGGUGGCGGCGCUGGAGUCAAUGCCGCCGAGAACCAGGACUCCAGCCUUAAGCUUGUCACCCUGAAGACCCCCGUCGGUAUGCACAAGGACAUGGAGGAGCUCGAGAAGAGGGUGACGGGGGAGGCGGCCACUGGCGUGCUGUGGAUCGUUGGGUUUGGAGGGGUCGGGAAGACCACCAUUGCCACUGCCCUGUUCCACAAGUUCAGGGAUCAGUUUGACCACCGUGGGGUGGUGACCGUGUCUCAGAGCUCCGACAUUGAGGCCAUCCUGAGGAACAUACUAAGUCAAGUCAAACCGCAUAGCAACGAUCAGAGGCAGCAUGGCAGCACACCGAGGAAGAGUGCAACGGCGGCGGUCCGAGGCGUACUGAAUCACGUUAUGGGCGCCUCAAACAAAAUUGGAGAUCACACCAAGCUGGAUCAACUCAAAAGUGAGCUCCAGAGCCAUUUGGCAAAGCACAGUUAUUUGGUUUUAAUUGAUGAUGUGUGGUCUGCAACAACAUGGGGAAAAAUGAGAAACUUAUUUCUCCAAUCUGCUGAGGACACGAAACGGAGCAGAAUAAUUGUUACUACACGGUUCCAAGUUAUAGCUACGGCAUGCAUGAGACAAUCAGGUGAUUUGAUUUAUAAAGUUACUGCUCUUACUGGGGACAUGCCUGAAGAGCUAUUUAAACAAGCCUUCAAAGAAUCCAAUGGUAGGGAAGAUGUCAAGGACCUGUUUGAGGUAGUGGAAUCUCAGGGGAAUCCUGAAGAAACUUCAGGGAAAUUGGUGCUGCAAGAAUCUAUUACGCCACAAGCAGAGCCUAAGGUCGCUGUGGAAGUGUUGAAAAUGUGUGGGGGACUACCAUUGGUCAUCGUUACUAUGGCUGGUCAUGUGGCUUGCAGCUCCCACAAAUCGCCAGAGGAAUGGAUUGGCCUAUGCAAAACUCUGAUUCCAGAAUCAAAGAAAGAUCGUGGCAGCGAUCUCACACAGGCGGAAGCAGGCAGGAUUGUUAGUCACUGCUACAACGACAUGCCUCCUGAAAUCAAGACAUGCUCGCUGUAUUUGAGCAUAUUUCCCAAGGGUCAUCAAAUUAGCAGGAAGCGUUUGACAAGGCGAUGGAUAGCAGAAGGGUUUGUCAAUGAGAAACAGGGUUUGAGUAUGGAGGAUGUUGCAGAAACAUAUUUCAAUCACCUCAUAAGGAGGAAGAUUAUGCGUCCAGUGCAGCACAGCAGCAAUGGGAGGGUGAAGACCUGUGUAGUUCAUGACAUGAUACUUGAGCACAUUGUAUCCAAGGCAAGUGAAGAAAAUUUCAUCACUGUGGUUGGUGGUCACUGGCUCAUGCAUCAACCUAGCAGCAAGGUUCGUCGGUUGUCCCUUCAAGUCAGUGAUUCCAAACGUGCUAAGGACACAGAGAAGAUGAAUCUGUCUCAUGUCCGAUCGUUGACCGCUUUUGAGAACAUGAACCAGCUGCCUUCUGGUUCUUUCAAGUUUGGUAUUGUACAGGUCCUGGAUCUUGAAGGAUGCAAGGGUUUCAAGCAGCAGCACAUAAAGGAGAUAUGUGACAUGCUUCUUCUCAAGUAUCUCAGCCUGCACCGAACUGACACUAAACUGCUUCCAAAAUCCAUUAGGAAGCUUGAGAAUCUGGAGACUUUGGAUGUAAGGGAGACUGAUAUUAUCGAGCUUCCUAUGGCCAUAUGCAAUCUUGAGCGGCUGGUUAAUAUACUUGGUGGCAAUAAAAAGACACACACGGGACUGAAGCUUCCAGAAGAUUUGGUGAAGAAGAAGAUGACGGCCCUGCGCAUACUGUCUGGUAUUGAGAUAACUGAGGGAUCAGUGGACCUUCAUCAUUUGAUCGAAUUAAGGAAACUCGCCAUCUACAAGCUCAAUCUCAUUGAGGAUGAGAAGCUCAAGGAAUUAAGCUCAUCUAUCGAGUACCUGUGUGGCUACUCUCUGCACACCCUCAUAAUUGAUGACAUAUCAUCUAGGUUUCACAAAUUGCUCUGUGAGAUGUCCUCACCACCAAAAUUCCUUAGUGCACUCAAGCUGUCUGGCAAGGUCAUUAGGCUCCCUGAUUGGAUUGCACAACUUGAUGCUUUGAACAAAUUGACCCUUUCGGUAACAGCUCUUCGAACAGACAACUUGAGGCACCUAAGCAAUCUCAAGGCACUGUUUUCUCUCACCUUUACACUUGCUGCAGGAAAACAGGUGCCAGCUGGUGGAUUUGAGAGUCUUAAGAUUCUUCGCUUGUAUGCCCCACUAUUGUCACUGCUGAGUUUUUCGGUAAAAGCCAUGCCGAAACUUGAAAGGAUUGAGCUCCAGUUUGACAUGUUGGAAGGCAUUUUUGGCAUAGAAAACCUUGCAGGACUCAAAGAGGUGUAUUUGAGAUUAAACAACAAGCACGGUGAAAUCAUGGGCGAGAAGAUAGUAAAGGAUGUGAAGACUGUAGUGAGGAUUAUUGACGAUGCCAAGAGGCCUAGGAUGACCCUUGACCACUGA
Messenger RNA from Miscanthus lutarioriparius, 2880 nucleotides. The record is from the annotation of a GenBank genome assembly. NCBI's taxonomy places the organism in Eukaryota, Viridiplantae, Streptophyta, Magnoliopsida, Poales, Poaceae.